CCCACACGCCCACACGCCCACCUCGCAGUCACACCCACACGCCCAUGGGCCAUGGCUCGCCUCGCCCUUUGCAAUCCCACCAUAACCAUAGCGCCCAGGCUGUGCCUGGCUGUGCUUGGCUGUGCUACCACAGCAUGCCAGGCCCUGGUGAAGCACACAUGCCGCCAUCAAGGCCUCCUGGCACGAACCACAGGAGCGAAAUCGUUCGAUAACCCACUCUUGGAGGCCCUGUCAAACCGGUCGAUCAUCCUCAAUCGCUGACGAACGAUGCUUCCCAAACACGGCUCUGCCGCUGACGGGAGACGGCGUCGGUAUCACUCCAGAACGAGAUGACGACGCUCCUCUUCUGACCUGCGCCUGGCUGCAACGCUCCUGUGUGCCUGUGCAACCCUCGGGCUUUUGUGCUGCCGCUUGUGAAGCAGAUGCGUGCCGUCGAAGCAGUGCCGGCGAGGCGAAAUCACAUCACUGUUAGCCUGCCUGGCAUGGUUUAGCCCGGGCCAUGACUCUACAUAUCCUUCCUCCUGUUAGCGAGAGCGAACUCCCUGUGCCUGUCUGUAUCAUGGGCCACAGCAGGUGCUCUGCAUUUGCCUAGUACGGCAACCGGGAUACAUGCCAAAAGCUUCCACCGGGCUGGACUGGAGCUCCAGCAGUCCGACGGGGCGGUCAUCUUGGGCUUCUUGGCUGCGGCUUAACGCCGAGUUUAUCGACUCCUAGCUUGGGGCGUGGGCCUCGAGGUAUCCCGAUUGAGGCUACUGUGGUACCUCUGUUCAGGCGUGGGCGGCUCGCGGAGCCUCACAAUGCCAGUCGGUGGCCGCACCCCGAGGGGUGUGCAUGACAGGCCACCCCACCGCCGCGGUCCGUCGCCUACGGAGUACUACUACUGCAGCCGUUCAGUCUGUGUGCCUGGCUCGCCUGGCUCGCCUGGCCAAGGAUCAUGGCCCAUCGAGCCCGUCUCCUGUCCCGGCAGAGGGUGCCAGGGCCCUCAGACAUGUUCGUUACACACCCUCCUCUUUUCGUUUUCGAGGGGGCCCAAGACCAGUGACCCCCCUUCAAGCCCCCCUCCUAGGCCCCCUUUUGCCUGCUUCGACGGGCUUCAAGUCUUGGCCCAUUCCGUCCUUCUCUGGCUUCGACUCCACCGGUUUCUACUUCAUCUUAUCUUCCCUUUGCCAUUCCGACAAUCGUGCGCGCCUCGCCUCUCACCACCGUACUAUCAGGUAUCAUCCCUUCUUUUCUCUAUCAGCGAUCUUCCUGUUCCCGGCCACACCCACCAGCGGCGCUGUCUGCUGUGAAUUGCACCCGCGCUGUCCUGGCCCAAACCCGCUAUACCUAGCCUGGUAAUAGCUGAAUCUGUCUGCUACAUGCGAAAGCGUGGGCAACAGGCAUAGCGUCCAGACCUUGUCCACGCUCAGGAUAGACGCUCAGUUCACUUCCCGACUGUCUUUUAUGUAUCACUUUUGCUAGUUCAGCAGGCUCUGAAUAUUCCGUCGCUGGGUAUCGACUGUUGGAAACGAUUAAUACUAUUUGGGAGGACUGGCACGGAUAAUCACCAUCGACGCCUUCGACGAGAAACACCAAGAAACCACAGUGGAGGACGACUAGGAAGCUUCGGAUCUCGGUUACGGGUGGGCCUGUGAGGAGUCUACGGACAGUCUACCGGGGGUAAACCGACAUCUAAGACGGCGAAAGUCACCAAGUCCUCACGAUGAGCGACUACUACUCCGACUCGAGGUAUUCUGGGGGGUAUGAGAAGCAGUCGGAGCGGUCACGAUGGACGCCACUCACGAGGAUGCUCCUGUCUGGUGAGAUGACACAGGAGAGGCAAAAAGAGCUGUCGUCGAGAGAGAAGUUUGACCGGUGGAUGGUCAACGAAGGUUACCGAAGAUUUUUCGUCUUCGUCUUCGCUGUUCUACACGCCAUGGUGUUCGCAUUUGGCUUUGUCAACUACGCAGUGAAGGACAACCUGCAGGUCGCUCGGGACACCUUCGGGCCGACGUAUAUGAUAGCUCGUGCAGCGGCUUUGGUACUGCAUUUCGACGUCGCCAUGAUCCUGUUCCCGGUGUGCAGGACAUUCAUCUCCCUGGCGCGUCAGACACCACUCAACGGAAUCAUACAGUUCGACAAGAACAUCACGUUUCACAUCACAACCGCCUGGUCCAUUUUCUUCUUCAGCUGGGUUCACACUAUCGCUCACUGGAACAACUUUGCUCAGAUCGCCGCCAAGAACAACCUUGGCAUCUAUGGUUUCUUGUUGGCCAACCUGGUGUCCGGUCCCGGCUGGACAGGAUACAUCAUGCUGAUUGCUCUGACUGGCAUGGUGAUCACCAGCGUGGAGAAGACGCGCCGUGCCAACUAUGAGCGAUUCUGGUACACACACCACAUGUUCGUCAUAUUCUUCCUGUUCUGGUCCUUCCACGGAGCCUUCUGCAUGAUUCAGCCAGACGUUGCCCCAUUCUGUAUCUCAGUGGGCACCCAGGCGAUCGGAGUCUUUUGGCAGUACUGGAUGUACGGAGGCUUCAUCUACCUUGGCGAGCGUAUCGCCCGUGAGAUGAGAGGACGACACAAGACAUACAUCUCCAAGGUCGUGCAGCACCCCAGCAACGUGUGCGAGAUCCAGAUCAAGAAGGAGAACACCAAGACGCGCGCUGGCCAGUACAUUUUCUUCAGCUGCCCGGAGGUCUCGAUCUGGCAGUACCACCCUUUCACCCUCACCAGCGCCCCAGAGGAGGACUACAUUUCGAUCCACAUGCGUGUCGUCGGUGACUUCACCCGCGAGGUGUCCAAGGCUUUGGGCUGUGAGUGGGACAAGAAGGACAAGGGCUCCAACGUGGUUGGCGUCAACAGCGAGAACAGCGAUGUCGACCCGGCCCUCCGCCGCGUGCUUCCCCGGGUUUACGUCGACGGGCCCUUCGGCUCUGCAUCCGAGGACGUGUUCAAGUAUGAGAUUUCAGUUCUUGUCGGUGCCGGUAUUGGUGUGACGCCAUUCGCCUCCAUCCUCAAGUCUAUCUGGUACCGCAUGAACUACCCUCAGACCAAGACCCGCCUGGCCAAGGUGUACUUCUUCUGGGUUUGCCGUGACUUCGGCUCGUUCGAGUGGUUCCGGUCCCUCCUGCUCGCCAUCGAAGCCCAGGAUGUCGACCAGCGCAUUGAGAUCCACACGUAUCUCACGGCCAAGAUCAAGGCUGAUGACGCAACCAACAUCAUGAUUAACGACGCCAACGCCGACAAGGACGCCAUCACCGGUCUCCGCGCCCCAACGAACUUUGGCCGCCCGAACUGGGACAUGAUCUUCCGUGGCAUCAGGAAGUUGCACGCGCCGGCCGAGGCAGGUGUCUUCUUCUGUGGUCCCAAGGGUCUGGGUAGCUCGUUGCACAUUUACUGUAACAAGUACAGCGAACCUGGGUUCGCAUUCGUGUGGGGCAAGGAGAACUUCUAGACGUCACCUCUUCGUGUUCCGAUAUUAAUACUCAUAUACAAGCGCACAUACCCAACGCGCGACCAAGAAAGAAACUCUACCGCUGGCCGAGAUUGACCCGGCCAUGCAUAUCCAAAACUCUUCUAAUUAUCGGCGCGCCGGACGCAACUUUCAUUCGGAGUAAUCUGGUUGGCGAGAUAGCCUUUGUGCGACCAUCUCAAAAGCUCAUCUUGGAGUCAAGCCAGCCGCGGUAGCUUGCGGGGAGCGGUGCCUACCAAUGGCUGCCCGGACGGAUACGGACUUGGGCUUCGAGAGAACAGCGCGUGCGACGAUCAACACGACGGCACGAUGCCUCUGGAAAAGGCAGAGGCGAGGAGGGUUGGCUGAGGUGGCAUUUUCCAUGAGCUACGGGAGGGCUAGGGGAGUCUCCACGUCCACGGACGAGUGAGAGGAGAAAGGGAAGAUGUCGUGCAUAGCUUGCGUGCUGAUAACAUUAGAGUCAUCACGAUUACGACGUCCCGCUCUGUUUGCGGUCGACAUGGGAGGCGGCUAGUUGCUCCUACCCUUUGAUGCUAUUCAUCUGUCUAGCGAUUAUCUUAUGAAAAUAGAAAGCUGUACAUGAUUACCACGCUUUUGCCCUAGGGGCUUUCUCUCGAUCCUACUGCGAAAACAUGCAUGCAUGAGACAAUGUGAUUCGCUCCAGAGGGUGCUUCAGCCUCCCUCACCAUGUCCAAUAUCACAGCCACUGACCAUUCAAUAUAGCAAACCCCUUUUGUGAAGCCGUCCAGCCGGUUUGUAGUACGUUUGCCAGACACGAUCAGGCCGCACGCGUACACCUAAUCCUCUCCCCCGUGAUAAACCGGCCUUCGAGACAGGCCAAUCUGACACAGCAUAAACCACUUGCCUUACCCCCAAUCAGCCUCCCGUUUCCCACCAAUCAAGCACGCCCCGUCCCACCGGGUGCGAGCCCGGGAUCGCCAAGAUAGAAACCCAGGCUGGGCCGGCAGGGCGGCUAGGCUGGCAGGCUGGCACGGCUGGCACACGCACACCCCAGCCUGGCGCCCGCGGUCGAAACGCGAAAGGUCUGGGAUCGACGAAAAAUCGUACGUUUUUUCCUGUCGUCCUCCUUCAUCGCCAGCAAGAUCCUCUUGCGGCAUACACAUCAUACGGCACCCAUCUUACAUCACAUCACCCCUCCCUCCCCUUGACCCUCGUUCUCCCCUAUUUUCGUCGUGCAGCGCAGUCACCUCUUGGGUUCUUCCGCGGCGCGUUUUACACGUGGGAACGGGGCGGGCGGACGGACUCUCUGGUGGUGCGAAAGGUGCCCAGGUGGUC
Molecule: messenger RNA, 4747 nt
Organism: Diaporthe batatas
Lineage: Eukaryota; Fungi; Ascomycota; Sordariomycetes; Diaporthales; Diaporthaceae
Exons: 4
Coding region: 1703-3433 (576 amino acids)
Biological process (GO): superoxide anion generation; defense response
Cellular component (GO): NADPH oxidase complex; plasma membrane
Molecular function (GO): superoxide-generating NAD(P)H oxidase activity
Source: RefSeq, a predicted model, not a curated record